Punica granatum (pomegranate) is the source of this 1907-nucleotide messenger RNA. The record is from RefSeq and is a predicted model, not a curated record. NCBI's taxonomy places the organism in Eukaryota, Viridiplantae, Streptophyta, Magnoliopsida, Myrtales, Lythraceae.
AGAAAAAAAAAAAAAGGUAAAAAACUUCCCUCUCUAUAUUUAUUUAAAUUUCCUGCCCAGAAAUUGCUACUCGCCACACUUCUCACCUAUCUUCUCCUUCCCCCCAGCAAACUCUCUCCCUCUGUUCUCUCAUUCUGCAGUAGCUAUGGAUCCUUACAAGCACCGGCCGUCGAGCGCUUUCAACUCCCCAUUCUGGACUACUAACUCCGGUGCUCCGGUCUGGAACAACAACUCCUCCUUAACUGUUGGAAACAGAGGUCCGAUUCUCCUCGAGGACUACCACCUGGUAGAGAAACUUGCCAACUUUGACAGGGAGAGGAUCCCAGAGCGUGUGGUCCAUGCCAGGGGAGCUAGUGCAAAGGGAUUCUUUGAGGUCACCCAUGAUAUCACUCACCUCACCUGUGCUGAUUUCCUCCGGGCACCCGGGGUUCAGACUCCAGUCAUUGUCCGUUUCUCCACUGUUAUUCAUGAGCGUGGCAGCCCCGAAACACUCAGGGAUCCCCGAGGCUUUGCUGUGAAGUUUUAUACCAGAGAGGGGAACUUUGACAUGGUUGGAAACAACUUCCCUGUCUUCUUCAUCCGUGAUGGCAUGAAGUUCCCUGACAUGGUCCACGCCCUGAAGCCGAACCCAAAGUCCCACAUCCAGGAUAACUGGAGGAUUGUCGACUUCUUCUCUCACCACCCUGAGAGCCUCCACAUGUUCGCUUUCCUCUUCGACGACAUUGGCAUCCCUCAGGACUACCGUCACAUGGAUGGCUCCGGUGUCAACACUUACAUGCUCAUCAACAAGGCCGGGAAGGCCCAUUACGUGAAGUUCCACUGGAAGGCCACUUGCGGGGUGAAGUCUCUUCUUGAGGAUGAAGCCAUUAGGGUGGGAGGAUCCAACCACAGCCAUGCAACUCAGGAUCUUUAUGACUCAAUUGCUGCAGGAAACUACCCUGAAUGGAAACUUUUCAUUCAAACUAUCGACCCUGAUCAUGAGGACAGGUUCGACUUCGACCCUCUCGAUGUGACCAAGACUUGGCCCGAGGAUAUCUUACCUCUUCAGCCAGUUGGGAGAUUGGUCCUGAACAAGAAUAUUGACAACUUCUUCGCGGAGAAUGAGCAGCUUGCUUUUUGCCCUGGUAUUGUGGUUCCGGGUAUCUAUUAUUCAGAUGAUAAGCUGCUACAGACCAGGAUCUUCUCUUACUCCGAUACUCAGAGGCACCGUCUCGGGCCAAACUACCUGCAGCUCCCUGCAAAUGCGCCAAAAUGCGCUCAUCACAACAAUCACUACGAUGGUUUCAUGAACUUCAUGCACAGAGAUGAAGAGAUCGAUUACUUCCCGUCGAGGUACGAUCCCGUUCGCCAUGCUGAGAGGUACCCUAUUCCCCCUGUUGCAUUGAGCGGAAGGCGGGAAAAGUCUGUGAUUACAAAGGAGAACAACUUUAAGCAACCUGGGGAGAGGUACCGAUCAUGGGCACCUGACAGGCAAGAAAGGUUCAUCAAGCGGUGGGUUGAGGCACUGUCUGAUCCGCGCGUCACCUACGAGAUCCGCAGCAUCUGGGUGUCAUACUGGUCUCAGGCUGACAAGUCUCUGGGUCAGAAGCUUGCAUCUCGUCUCAACGUGCGCCCUAGCAUGUGAAGACACAUCCGAAGCUCAAUGUUUUGAGCUGCAGAGAGGGGUUAUGGUGUAGCCGAGCUGAAUCUGUUCCAUCUGUUGUCUCCAUAUUGCUAAGCUAAGCUUUGUUACAUUUUUCCCAUCUCAUGGAAUUCUGUUCAGACUGAUAUGUUCCCAUUCCACCUAAUAAGUUUCCCAAUUAUACGUGCUACAGUGCAGAAAACCUGUUUUUGAUCUUCAACUUCCAUUGACAAUUGAAAUGGCAUCGUAUAUCCUUUUGGGAGAUAUACAUGCUUGAUUCAGUUUA